Drechmeria coniospora is the source of this 1668-nucleotide messenger RNA. RefSeq lists its product as uncharacterized. Gene Ontology annotation, biological process: glucan catabolic process. Gene Ontology annotation, molecular function: hydrolase activity, hydrolyzing O-glycosyl compounds. Lineage: Eukaryota; Fungi; Ascomycota; Sordariomycetes; Hypocreales; Ophiocordycipitaceae. The transcript is spliced from 8 exons. The record is from RefSeq and is a predicted model, not a curated record. Bases 1 to 1668 code for a protein of 555 amino acids.
AUGAAUGCUCGAGACGCGUGCCGUGUCGCCGUUGCACGGCUGCAAGAUCGUUCCGAUGCCGAGCUGGCCGAUCGUUUCUGGCGACGCAGAGGGCUCAUUGGACAGCUGGGCAGAGUCGACGACAUGCAUCCCCGUAGAGGCGGACAAACCUGGUACGCGAUGCGCAUUCCGCGACAUGCACCACACGAGCGCUGGGUACAAGGACUCUACAUGCGCGCAAGUACUCUGUACUUGUCAUUACAGGUGCCAACCAAAAACCGCGGCACCCAAGGCAAGUAUCGUACUCUUGCUCGUACAAAUGAUGUACUCUUCAAGUCCUCUCUUGUAUACGAGAAUGACCCCACAGCCGCUUGCCACGCGAACCUUCGAGGCAACAACGACCACGAGCAGUACAUCAUUUCUUCGACUAUCUUGUACUUUGAAGUAUCUGUACAUGCCGUGGCCGCAUCUCAUCGUCCGCUCGUACCGGCUGCGUGUUCGUCCAUGUACUCGUACAUGCAAGGCAUCGCCAUUCCCGGCAUCGACUUUGGCUGCGACAUCGAUGGCUCCUGUCCAUCCAAGGCCAAGCUGGUGCCGCUCAAGGCCUAUCGCGGCGGCGAUGGUGAGGGCCAGAUGAAGCACUUUGUCGAGGACGACGGCCUCAACAUGUUUCGCCUCCCCAUCACCUGGCAGUACGCCGUCAAGGGCAAGCGAGGCCGCAAGCUCGACGCCGUCCAGUUUGGCGUCUACGACCGCCUCAUGCAAGCCUGCCUCGACACGGGCGCCUACUGCAUCAUCGACCUGCACAACUUUGCCCGCUACGACGGCGCCAUCAUCGGCCAGAGCGGUCCCGACGGCAUCACCGACGAUCACUUCACCGCCCUCUGGGCCGAGAUGGCCACCAAGUAUGCGGCCGACGAGAGGGUCGUCUUUGGCCUCAUGAACGAGCCGCACGACGUCGACAUCGAGAUCUGGGCCCAGACCUGCCAAAAGGCCGUCACGGCCAUCCGCGAAGCCGGCGCCGAGAAGCACCUGAUUCUCCUGCCCGGCAGCAACUUUUCGAGCGCCGAAACCUUUGUCUCGGGCGGAAGUGCCAAGUGCCUCGCCGCCAUCACGAACCCCGACGGGUCGACGGACGGCCUGCUGAUGGACCUGCACAAGUACCUCGACAUCAACAACUCGGGCUCGUUCCGGGAGUGCACCACCGACAACGUCGCCGCCUUCCAGAGCGUCGCCACCUGGCUGCGGAAGAACAAGCGGCAGGCCAUCGUGUCCGAGACGGGCGCGUCCAUGGAUCCCACGAACCAGUUCAUCGCCGACAACACCGACGUCUUCGUCGGCUUCGUCGGCUGGGCCGCCGGCUCCUUCGACUCGACCUACACGUUGACCCUGACGCCCAUCGCCAACAACGGCUCGUACAAGGACAACAAGCUGAUGAAGAAGUGCAUCAUCGACGUCUUCGGCCCCACACCCGCCAAGACGAUUCCUUCGCCGACGGCGGACAGCCUCGUGACGCCGACGAGGCAAAUCCUCCACGAGACGGCCCAGGAGGUCGGCUCUCCUUUGCCAUCGGCAACCGAUUCCGAGUCGGACAAUGCAGCCAGCAGUCGUCGGUUCGGGUCACCGAGGGGACCCUUGGCCUUGCCCAUACUUGUCGCUCUGAUUCAUGCCAUCUGGCUCAUGUGCUGA